GUCAGUCCGUGACGCGCAGAAAGAGAGAGAGAGAGGGACUUCCACAGAGCUCGGAAUAAUGCGCGGCGCAUUUCGCCGUAAACAUGUGUGAAGGGUUUUAAGUGGUUCUUAUGCCUAGGAGCUGCUCUGUGAUGAGAUAGGUUUGUUAAACAUUUGCGUCUUUUGUGCUUAAUCGACGACGAAGUGAAGAACGCGCGCAACACCGACAAGUCUCAGCGCAGCUUCUGUUUUCCUGCAGCUGACACCCUCUGCUGAUGUGAAAUGGGUUUGUGUGGCAGGAAAGUGCUGACGCUCCUCAGCAGUGUGUUUGCUGUGUGUAGUCUGGGGCUGCUGGGUAUUGCCGUCAGUACCGACUACUGGCUUUACCUGGAAGAAGGGGUCAUCCUCCCUCUCAACCAGAGCACCGAAAUCCGCAUGUCUCUACAUUCAGGGUUAUGGAGGGUCUGUUUUCUUUCAGAGUCACCAGCUUCGGGGACAGUGUUACCAACUGGUAAAUCAGGAGAUGAAAAGGGACGCUGCUUCACCAUAGAAUAUGUGAUGCCCAUGAAUGUUCAGAUGACAUCAGAGUCUACAGCCAGCGUUCUGAAAAUGAUCCGUUCCGCUACUCCUUUCCCAUUGGUCAGUCUAUUCUUCAUGUUCAUUGGAUUUGUGCUGAGUAAUAUUGGACAUAUUCGCCCUCAACGCACUAUUCUGGCCUUCAUCUCUGGAAUCUUCUUUAUCCUGUCAGGUCUGUCCCUCGUGGUUGGUCUGGUUCUGUAUAUAUCCAGCAUUAAUGAUGAGAUGCUGAACAGAACCAAAACAAAUGAAGCUUAUUUCAGUUAUAAAUAUGGAUGGUCUUUUGCUUUUGCUGCAGUCUCCUUCCUGCUUACUGAGGCAGCAGGUGUUAUGUCUGUCUACUUGUUUAUGAAGCGCUACACAGCAGAGGAGAUGUACAGACCCCACCCAGGUUUCUACCGUCCACGUCUCAGCAACUGUUCUGACUAUUCUGGUCAGUUCCUGCAUCCAGAUGCCUGGACUCGUGGACGCAGCCCUUCUGACAUCUCCAGUGAAGCAUCCCUCCAAAUGAAUUCAAACUUCCCUGCCCUUCUCAAGUGUCCUGACUAUGAUCAGAUGUCCUCAUCACCCUGUUGAGAUUAUAAAUACACAUUAGUGAUAUCUGAGAAAGAGAGAGCUCUAUAGGUAGUUCUGGAAGAUGCUGUGCUGGACUGGUUUCAGCACCAGAGAUCAUAAUGUGUUUGGACAGAGGAUUAACUUUAUUUGUCUUUGAGAGCCUUCAAUACUAAUGCAGUCUUUCUGAAUUAAAUACAUCAUUUGGUGGUAUCAUGUUAUUUGUAGUGCACCACACUGAUGUGUAGCAAAUAGUACCUUUGCCUUUUCUUAAAACUCUGAAUUUUGUAGAAUAUUUUCAUUGGAACAGUCCAUUGUUUUCUUUGUAAUUUUUUUUUUUAUCAAAGCUGCUUUAAUUGGAAAAAAAGAUGUAUGUUUUAUAGAAACUAGAAAUGGUGAUACACAAUAAGUGUUUAAUUGAAUACAUAAAUACUGAUUCAUUAUGGCCAUUAAAGUACAGGCCUGAGAAGAAAAUACAAUAAUCUGGUUUCUGCCCUUAUGCACUUUAAUGAAAUAACUGUAAAACUGAGAUUAAUUGAUGUUUUAUAUUAUCGUUAUGUGUUGUUGUGUCACGGGUGAGAUUUAUAGUUUUUUUAAGUUAUUUGAUGGCAUUCUGCCUUCUACAUUCAGCACAUUGAUGAUUUAAAAAACAGUUAAAAAAACAAGGAAAACUUGUAUGUAUUGUUGAUUGUUUAAUUCUGGUGUAUAUAAUAUAAAAUAAUAAACAUAUAGGUCAAAUUUA
This is a messenger RNA of Danio rerio (zebrafish), 1849 nucleotides long. It is a transcript of the gene cacng5a, whose product is annotated as calcium voltage-gated channel auxiliary subunit gamma 5a. NCBI's taxonomy places the organism in Eukaryota, Metazoa, Chordata, Actinopteri, Cypriniformes, Danionidae. Gene Ontology annotation, biological process: calcium ion transmembrane transport; calcium ion transport. Gene Ontology annotation, cellular component: plasma membrane; membrane. The record is from RefSeq and is marked validated.